Fundulus heteroclitus (mummichog) is the source of this 2060-nucleotide messenger RNA. RefSeq lists its product as uncharacterized. The transcript has 6 exons. The record is from RefSeq and is a predicted model, not a curated record. NCBI's taxonomy places the organism in Eukaryota, Metazoa, Chordata, Actinopteri, Cyprinodontiformes, Fundulidae. The coding region runs from base 152 to 886 and encodes 244 amino acids.
AUCUUUCCUUUUGAACUCAAACAAAAUUUUGCUACUCAAGACAGAAAGUUUUCUGCACCUUUCCUCAACGCUUUUUGUGAAGCAAUCAGAUAUUCUGAGGACAUUUGGCUUCCUGAACGUCUCCCAGAAUCUGAAACGAGAAACUUUCAACAUGGAAAAUAGACCAAGAAGAUCCUCAGCAACUAGGACUGCCAGAGUUUGUCUGUGCUGCCAGGAUGAGCAGGUGACUAGAUUAGCUGGGAAGCGCUUGCGCUCUCCAGAUUCUGCCGACCUUCCCCCUAAGAGGAAGCGUACCAAGGCACCCCGUCCCUGCAAACCUGCUGCAGGUGCCGCUGCUGCUGAGCAUCUAAGGAUCUCUGUUCCUGAGGUGUCCACUGCUCCUGGUUCUUUUGCUCCUGAGCCGUCCACCGCUUCUGGUUCCGCUGUUUCUGAGCUGUCCACCGCUUCUGGUUCCGCUGUUCCUGAGCCGUCCACCUCUAAGGAGAGGAAAUGUACCGAGGCAGCCCAUCCCUGCCAACUCCCUGCAGGCCCCUCUUCUCCACAGCGCCCCCUUCCUGAGCCCUCCACUUCGGUGGUACUUGAUGAUGAGCCCCUGAUGAUCCACAACCACACCGUAGAGGAGUACCGGCAGAUCUACCAAGAAGUGGUUGAAAGUAGGCGGAGGUACAAAACUGGCCGCCUGCGUCCAUACAGUUUGGCUCUGGGGCAGUGCAUCAAACAGGCGCUGUGGGAAAGGUUGAACAAGCCCACCUUCACCAGCACUGUAGGUGAAGAUGGGCUGACAACAGUGUCUGUGUCCUACGGGAGCGGGACGUAUGCUCCCCUUUAUGAUGUGGACGUUUCUGAGGAGCCUAAACCAAAGCUGCCCAAGCUGCCCAAGCAAUGAGAUCAGAAACUGCUUUGAGAGCUUUGCUCACUGCAAAACACACAUUUUGUAAAUAGUUUUGAUUUUCUUAAAAAACCUCUACCCUCAUUAUCAAAUGAACAUUUUCAAUCAACUUGCAAACACUCCACCCUCGGUCUUAACCGCCAGAGUUUCCAUCAUCCUGCAAAAGCUCCACCCUAAAUCUCCACCGCAGAGUUUCCAUCAUCCUGCAAAAGCUCCACCCUAAGUCUCAAACGCAGAGUUUAAAUCAUCCUGCUAAAGCUCCACCCUCAGUCUCCACCGCAGAGUUUACAUCAACCUGCAAAAGCUCCACCCUCAGUCUCCACCGCAGAGUUUACAUCAACCUGCAAAAGCUCCACCCUCAGUCUCCACCGCAGAGUUUCCAUCAUCCUGCAAAAGCUCCACCCUCAAUCUCAAACGCAGAGUUUAGAUCAUCCCGCAAAAGCUCCACCCUCAGUCUCCACCGCAGAGUUUCCAUCAUCCUGCAAAAGCUCCACCCUCAAUCUCAAACGCAGAGUUUAAAUCAUCCUGCAAAAGCUCCACCGCAGAGUUUCCAUCCUCCUGCAAAAGCUCCACCCUUAGUCUCCACCGCAGAGUUUACAUCAACCUGCAAAAGCUCCACCCUCAGUCUCCUCCGCAGAGUUUUCAUCAUCCUGCAAAAGCUCCACCCUCAAUCUCAAAAGCAGAGUUUCAAUCAUCCUGCAAAAGCUCCACCCUCAAUCUCAAAAGCAGAGUUUCAAUCAUCCUGCAAAAGCUCCACCCUCAAUCUCAAACGCAGAGUUUAAAUCAUCCUGCAAAAGCUCCACCCUCAGUCUCCACUGCAGAGUUUCCAUCAACCUGCAAAAGCUCCACCCUCAGUCUCCACCGCAGAGUUUCCAUCAACCUGCAAAAGCUCCACCCUCAAUCUCAAACGCAGAGUUUAUAUCAUCCUGCAAAAGCUCCACCCUCAGUCUCAAACGCAGAGUUUAAAUCAACCUGCAAAAGCUCUACCCUCAGUCUCAAACGCAGAGUUUAAAUCAACCUGCAAAAGCUCCACCCUCAGUCUCCACCGCAGAGUUUCCAUCAUCCUGCAAAAGCUCCACCCUUAGUCUCCACCGCAGAGUUUACAUCAACCUGCAAAAGCUCCACCCUCAGUCUCCACCGCAGAGUUUCCAUCAUCCUGCAAAAGCUCCAC